AGGACCAGACUUGGCCAGCCAGGCCAGUAGUGACACCAGGCCUCCGCCGAGCGGAGCGCACGACCUCCCGUCCAUGCCCUUGGGCGCGAGCGGCAGGAGUGCAGUGGUCUAACGCCGACCGAGGCCCAACGCAGCGGAGGUCGGUGCUCGCAACAAGCAGAGGCUAAGCUCGCCGUAGCCAUGAGCCAGGCGGCAUGCCUCCAGCAGUUCACAGCGCUGCUGGCAGCCACGGGGACCACCGCAUUCGCCUCGCUCUCCAUCAGCCUUUGCGUCCGCACCAUUGAGAACUGUUCCAGCAUAGACGUCGGCCUCAACAGGCGGUUUGGCGCGGCGGACGGUGGUUGGCGGAUGCGCAGCGAUGCCAUCGAGCUGAUGCAGGUCACCCAGCAGAAGCGACACACAGGCCGGCCACAAACGCAGAGAAGCCAUCCGCAGAACGGUGCGGAGAUUGCUGAGGCCUCGUCUCGCCAGAUGCUUUCGCUGACUGACUGCCAAACGAUCACAACAAUCGCCGAUGUGACAACCGGAAUAGGUGCACUGUCCUACCUGUUCUUCAUCAUUACCAUCAUACAAGCCGUCGCUGAGUGUUCAACUACUCCCCCGCCGCCGCCGCCGCCGCCGCCGCCGCCUCCGCCUCCGCCGUCGCCAGUGAUCCCCACACCACCGCCCGCUGCUCCGACGGCGGCGCCGACGCCGCCUCCGCCGGCACUGCCGGCCGUGGUGGCGGCCAUAGCGACGGUAGAGGCGCUGGACAUCGCCGCCAUCAUUGGAGUUGUGACGCUGCCGCCGAACCCGUGUCAGCUCACGAGCGAGGCUCCGGCGCUGGACGCCGGCGGACAGUGUCAGCCGGUGCUGACGAGGGGGUCAUGCCAGGCCGGCUUCUGGUCAGUCGUGCAGCCCGACACCUUCCAGAGCGUCUGUGCACCCCGCCUGUGCGGACCAGGCCGCGUGUUUCAAGCCUCGGACCAGCUUUGUCACGAUGUGCGGGAGCCAGGACUCUGCGCAGGCAACCUUCGGCCGUAUCUGACAGCGUUUGGGACAGUGCUGUGUGACUGUGACGAAGGACAAUACAGAGACAGCUCCGGCGAGUGUGCCGACCUGUUCAGUCCGGGGUCCUGUCCUCCCGCAGAGAGCCUCCAACUGGCCGGUGACUCCGAGAGGCUCCAGUGUUCACCCGAUGCGUGCUCUAGACAACAAACAAACGAAGGGAGCAUUUUUGCAAACAUCAACGGCCAGUGUUUCGAGUUUGGCACGCGCGGCCCGUGCGCCGCUGGCCAGCUGCUGGGCUGGGACGUGGAGCUGCGCCAGCCCGUCUGUGCCGAGGUGGACGAGCCAUUCCUGGACGAGUUAUUGCCAGCCGGGGCGACCGGCGCCGGCUCACGGCUGCGCCGCCAGAUCGCGCUGCGGACCGGGGUGGUGCGCUCACCGCUGCUGGUCCGCUGCGGCUCGGCGGCCAGGAUCAGCGCCGUCUUCAGCUGCCGACGCAUCAUAUUUCCUGGUCGCAAUAGAAGAGGUGGUGGAAGGAUCUUACCACCUAUUCCACCGAACUUCGCCUGCCCCCAGGCGGAGGCGUCGCUGUCCAGCGCCGGCCGCUGCGUGACGGCACAGCAGGCGGCCGCCGACAGCUGCCACCCGGGCACGAUGCUCGACCCGACCGGCAGGUGUCGCCCCAUCGCGGCCGCGCUCGGCCGCCGCUCGGCGCUGGUGGAGUCGCUGUUCGCCUGAGCAAGCCCUGGCGGCCUGACGACGGGAAUGGCAACCAGCAUUGCUGCAAUUGACCCACAGAUAUCAGAAUAGCCGUUGGGCGUCGCAGCCGGCGAGGCGUUUGAUGUUUCUGUCGCUGCUCGUUUGUUCUUGUUGAGACAGGCUGGAACAAGAAUGGGAGGCCUGUCACCUCGCGCAUUCAUUGAAGAUUCUCAGGUGUGAAUUAUCGUGCAUUCUGUGUGCGAUAUCGUGCAUUCCGCGUCAGUCGAUGCCCUAACAUUUGAACUCAUGCAAUUCAUAUACUAACCAAUUCCACAGUAUUUUUGCGUAUUUAUUAUGCAUUAAUAGUUUUCGUGCGAUCCAGGUGUUAAAAAUCCAACGUGACAUUUCAGGUAUAUUUUUGGUUAAAAAUAGACCUUGCGAAAUAUCGGAGAA
Pollicipes pollicipes is the source of this 2139-nucleotide messenger RNA. RefSeq lists its product as uncharacterized. The transcript is spliced from 10 exons. The coding region runs from base 181 to 1725 and encodes 514 amino acids. The record is from RefSeq and is a predicted model, not a curated record. Lineage: Eukaryota; Metazoa; Arthropoda; Thecostraca; Pollicipedomorpha; Pollicipedidae.